AUGCCUGUCGUCCCCGAUCCCUCUAGUUUCCCAUCGACCUCGAACAAAAGUGAUGAGCCACGGAACAAGCGUGACGAGGGCGAACAGCGACAGAAAGCCUCGGCCGUUGAUCAUAUGUCCAAGGGACCCCAGAUCCCAGAUGAGAUGCCACCCAAGGCUUCGAAGGAAGAGAUUGAAAGUAGGAAGAAAGAGCUCAACAAAUCCAAAGACCUGGAUCUCUGA
Molecule: messenger RNA, 222 nt
Organism: Penicillium maclennaniae
Lineage: Eukaryota; Fungi; Ascomycota; Eurotiomycetes; Eurotiales; Aspergillaceae
Exons: 2
Coding region: 1-222 (73 amino acids)
Source: RefSeq, a predicted model, not a curated record